CACGUCAGUCAUCCAAGCUACUCAAUACUGCCACCAUCCAUAAGAAGUUAAAUAUUGCAGGUUAGCCUGUCAUAAAAAAAGAAAGAUUUGAAACGUAUUCCACAGUUAUUAUAAUAUUGUAUGACAUCAUUGGCUGUCAAGCAUGUAAAUGUGGCCGCGUUUGACAUUGCAGCCGACUUUAAAGGCGAGUCAAGACUGACUGAUCUACAAAUAAUCUGAAGUAGUUAUUUAUCAUGCAAGGUGAUUUGUAGAUCAGUCAGUCAGUCAGAAUUUACCCGUCACACGUCACAGUUUUGAUGCUCUUGAACACAGCCUGUUUGAAUGAGGAAGGAAGCCAUCUCUGAAUCAGCAUCUUGGUCACUGACAUAGAGUUGGAUAGAGGGCACAGAUUGCAUCUUUUCAUGAUGGCUUCUGUUACAAUAUCGGCAGCGCAACUGUGUUUAGGAGUAGUAUUAAUCUAUUUUAAAGUAGUCAAUUUCUUCUUCUUCAACCUCCAUGAUUUUAAUGACAGUCGAUAAACAAACUGGAAGGAUGCAUACAACGUUAUGCCCAUGUUUAAACAGCCUUUGUAGCUAGUGUGCCUUUUAUCCAACUCUAUGGUCUUUCACGACUUCAAAGUUAUGUCAACCACAGACCUCAUACCUCACAGUCAGUGUCUGUUUCCUCAGACUGACAAAUAGUUCAUUACAAGACCUCUCUCCCCUUCACUCUUCAGUUGACUCACUGUACAAGUCCUCUCCCCUUCACUUCACUCUACUACAGGUUGGGAGAUGCAACAAUGACCUUGAGAACAGCAGGAAGUAUGUUGGUUGUCUUUCUCUGGUCUGUGGCAGUUGUACUGGGGCAGAAUGGCUGGAGUGUGACUUACACCACUCAGAGUAUCUGUGUCUUGAAGGGGUCAACAGUGAAGCUGACCUGCUCUUUCAGAUAUCCCAGAGGUCAUAAAGUCACAUCAAACUUCUGGUUCACUAAAAUGGAGACUGAAGAUAUAGGUCUGGACCCAGAAUAUGCAGGUCAUGUGGAGUAUCAUGGGGAUAAGGAGAAAGACUGCACCCUGAGAAUCACAGACCUGAGAGAGAGAGACUCAUCUACGUACAGGUUCAGAUUAUUAACAGAUCAGGAAGGAGGGACAUAUACUGGAAGUCCUGGAGUCACUCUGUCUGUCACAGGUCUUCAGGUGAAGGUGACUGAUGGACAUCAGGAUAAGACACUGACCUGUAGCACCACCUGUACUCUGACUGACAACCCCACCUACAUCUGGUACAAGAACGGACAACAUCUAGAUGAAAGCACCUCCCCCCAGUACAAAGACCCAGUCUACAGUAACUAUGAAGACAGUUACUCCUGUGCUGUAAAAGGCCAUGAUGAUCUCCACUCUCCUGCAGUGUGUGUUCAGGGUCAGGACUGCAGCAGAGUAACUUACACCAAGAGGAGAAUCUGUGUCUUGAAGGGGUCAACAGUGGACAUAUCCUGUACUUAUGUUGGUUAUUAUUCCACCACAUCAACAUUCUGGUUUAGAAGUGAUAAGUCGACACCUGAGGACCUAACCAGAGACCCAGGGUAUACAGGUCGUGUUGAGUACACUGGAACAUACAAAGGUCCCUUCACCCUGAGAAUCUCAGAUCUGAUAGAGGAGGACUCAGCUGAGUAUCGCUUCACUUUUAAAACAUACUACUUUGAAUGGGGUCAUAGUUUCCCAGGAACAACUAUGUCUGUUACAGGUCUGCAGGUGAAGGUGACUCCUGCUGCAGAGGGACAGAAGACACUGACCUGUAUCACCACCUGUACUCUGACUGACAACCCCACCUACAUCUGGUACAAGAACGGACAACGUCUAGAUGAGCCCACUUCCCAGCAGUACUCUGUCAAUAGUUAUUAUUCAGACAGUUACUCCUGUGCUGUAGAAGGCCAUGAGGAUCACCACUCUCCUGCAGUGUGUGUUCGGGGUGAGAGCUGUAUGAAUGUGACUUACACCCAUCAGAGUAUCUGUGCUUUGAAAGGGUCAACCGUGGACAUAUCAUGCUUUUACACACAUCCCAGUUGGCAUAACCUCACAGAAGUAUCCUGGUUCAACAAAUGGGAGUCUGGUGUAACUAAAGACCUGAGCCAGGACUCAGAGUAUACAAGUCGUGUGGAAUACUAUCGACAAACAGAAAAGGACUCCACCCUGAGAAUCACAGACCUGAGAGAGAGUGACUCAACUGAGUACAAGUUUAGAUUUACAACUGAUAAGGCAAGAUGGGGGUACAGCUUCCAUGGAACAACUCUGACUGUCACCGGUUCUCGGGUGGAGGUGACUCCUGAAUGGAGUUCAGAGUCGAAGACACUGUCCUGUAGCACCACCUGUACUCUGAGUAACCCCAACCCCACCUACAUCUGGUACAAGAACGGACAACAUCUAGAUGAGAGCACCUCCCCCCCAGUACAAAGACCCAGUCUCCAUUAACUAUGAAGACAGCUACUCCUGUGCUGUAAAAGGCCAUGAGGAUCUCCACUCUCCUGCAGUUUGUGUUCAGGGUCAGAGCUGCAACAGAGUGACUUACACCAAGAGGAGAAUCUGUGUCUUGAAGGGGUCAACAGUGGACAUAUCCUGUACUUAUGUUGGAUUAUUCCACCACAUCAACAUUCUGGUUUAGAAGUGAUAAGUCGACCCCUGAAGACCUAACCAGAGACCCAGGGUAUACAGGUCGUGUGAAGUACACUGACAAAGAGACAUGGAGAAAUGAAGGUCCCUCCAUUCUGAGAAUCUCAGAUCUGAUAGAGGAGGACUCAGCUGAGUAUCGCUUCACUUUUAAAACAAACAGCUUUGAAUGGGGUCAUAGUUUCCCAGGAACAACUCUGUCUGUCACAGGUCUGCAGGUGAAGGUGACUCCUGCUGCAGAGGGACAGAAGACACUGACCUGUAGCACCACCUGUACUCUGACUGACAACCCCACCUACAUCUGGUACAAGAACGGACAACGUCUCGAUGAGCCCACUUCCCAACAACACUCUAGUAAUAACUUAGUAGUGUUGGGUCAUUCUGCGGAUAGUUACUCCUGUGCUGAAAACACCACGAGGACUUCCCCUCUCCUGCAGUGUAUGGUCCAAAGAACACCUCAGUGUCAGUCAGUCCCUCUGGUGAAAUAGUGGAGGGCAGUUCAGUGACUCUGACCUGCAGCAGUGAUGCCAACCCACCUGUGGACAAAUACACCUGGUACAAGAAGAAUGUAGCCUCACCAAAAGCAUCAGGACAGAGUUACAGCAUCACUAACAUCAGCUCUGAGGACAGAG
Molecule: messenger RNA, 3273 nt
Organism: Salmo salar (Atlantic salmon)
Lineage: Eukaryota; Metazoa; Chordata; Actinopteri; Salmoniformes; Salmonidae
Source: RefSeq, a predicted model, not a curated record